AUGGCGCCUCACGCCUCGGCGGCCACCGCAGCCGCUGCUACCCCUGCGCUGCGCUUUCCCCACACUUUGUCCGCCACGGGCCUCUCCUCGUGGCCUCUCGCUGGGGGCUGCGGCGGCUGCCGGGCUCGGUUCCGCCCCAGCCGGCGCGGCCCGGGUAUGCAGGGGCGGCGAGAAGGUGGCUCCCACGUGGCGCGCGUGGGGGGCCUGCUGGGCAGCGUAUUCGGCGGGGGCGGCCGCGACGACGGGGAGGCCACGCGGAAGAAGUACGCCGACACCGUGGUGCGCAUCAACUCCAUGGAGCCCGAGGUCUCCGCGCUCUCAGACGCCGACUUGCGCGCACGCACCGCCGCGCUCCAGGACCGUGCUCGCUCCGGGGAAUCCCUGGAUUCCCUUCUCCCCGAAGCAUUUGCUAUUGUGAGGGAGGCUUCCAAGAGAGUUCUAGGCCUCCGUCCCUUUGAUGUGCAGUUGAUUGGUGGCAUGGUUCUGCACAAGGGGGAGAUUGCAGAAAUGAAGACUGGAGAGGGGAAGACUCUUGUGGCCAUUCUGCCAGCAUACUUAAAUGCUUUGAGUGGGAAAGGAGUGCAUGUUGUCACUGUAAAUGAUUAUCUUGCAAGACGUGAUUGUGAGUGGGUUGGUCAAGUUCCCCGAUUUCUAGGACUGCAGGUUGGCUUAAUUCAACAGAACAUGACACCCGAGCAAAGGAGGGAAAAUUACUCAUGCGAUAUUACUUAUGUCACAAACAGUGAGCUUGGUUUUGAUUAUCUAAGAGAUAACCUUGCAAUGACUGUAGACGAACUUGUUUUGAGGAACUUCAAUUACUGUGUGAUAGAUGAAGUUGAUUCAAUCCUUAUUGAUGAAGCAAGAACACCUCUUAUAAUAUCAGGCCUAGCUGAAAAGCCAAGCGACCGGUAUUACAAAGCAGCAAAAAUAGCUGACGCUUUUGGGCGAGACAUUCAUUACACGGUGGAUGAAAAGCAAAGAAAUGUUUUACUUACAGAAGAAGGUUACGCUGAUGCUGAAGAAAUACUGGACAUAAAUGAUCUAUAUGAUCCUCGUGAACAGUGGGCUUCGUAUGUUCUAAAUGCAAUCAAGGCUAAGGAGCUCUUCCUUAAAGAUGUCAAUUACAUUGUUCGUAGCAAGGAAGUGCUUAUUGUAGAUGAGUUUACUGGCAGAGUUAUGCCGGGCAGGCGAUGGAGUGAUGGUCUCCAUCAAGCAAUUGAAGCAAAAGAAGGUGUAUCUAUACAAAAUGAAACCAUAACACUCGCAUCAAUAAGUUACCAAAACUUCUUUCUUCAGUUUCCCAAACUCUGUGGCAUGACUGGAACUGCAGCUACAGAGACCCAAGAGUUUGAGAGCAUAUAUAAACUUAAAGUUACUGUUGUUCCAACAAACAAGCCAAUGAUACGGAAGGAUGAGUCAGACGUUGUUUUUAGAGCAACAAAUGGAAAAUGGCGUGCUGUUCUUGUGGAGAUAUCAAGAAUGAAUAAAGUUGGCCGUCCUGUGCUUGUUGGUACCACCAGUGUUGAGCAAAGUGAAUCUUUAUCAGAGCAAUUGCGUGAAGCUGGGAUUCCUCACGAGGUCCUGAAUGCUAAGCCAGAGAAUGUUGAGAGGGAGGCAGAGAUUGUAGCUCAGAGUGGACGCCUUGGUGCUGUGACAAUUGCCACCAAUAUGGCGGGGCGUGGAACUGAUAUUAUCCUUGGUGGCAAUGCAGAAUUCAUGGCCAGGUUGAAGUUGCGUGAGAUCCUUAUGCCAAGAGUCGUCAAUCCAAUAGAUGGCGUUAUUGUAUCCAAAAAGCAGAUGCCACCAAGAAAGACAUGGAAGAUGAACGAAAGCUUGUUCCCAUGUGAACUCUCAAAAGAAACGUUAUCAUCCGUCAAAGAUACAGUUGAAAUGGCUGUCAAAGAAUGGGGAGAGAAAUCAUUAACUGAACUGGAAGCAGAAGAGCGGUUGUCCUACUCAUGUGAGAAGGGACCAACACGUGAUGAAGUAAUAGCAAAUUUGAGAAAUGCAUUUAUGAAGAUAGCAGAUGAAUAUAAAGUUUACACUGAGGAGGAAAAGAAGAAGGUCAUUACAGCAGGUGGGCUUCACGUAGUAGGGACAGAGCGCCAUGAAUCGCGCAGAAUUGACAAUCAGCUCCGUGGUCGAAGUGGAAGGCAAGGGGAUCCUGGAAGCUCUCGCUUCUUUCUUAGUCUCGAGGAUAAUAUUUUCCGGAUCUUUGGUGGUGACAGGAUACAGGGUCUGAUGCAAGCAUUCCGAGUUGAAGAUCUUCCUAUCGAAUCGAAAAUGCUAACAAGGGCUCUAGAUGAAGCACAACGAAAAGUUGAGAACUACUUUUUUGACAUCAGGAAGCAGUUGUUUGAGUAUGAUGAGGUAUUGAAUAGCCAGAGAGAUCGUGUAUAUGCAGAAAGAAGACGUGCUCUUGCAUCUGACAGUCUUGAGUCACUUAUUGUGGAAUACGCUGAAUUGACAAUGGACGACAUAUUAGAGGCUAACAUAGGCCCUGAUACUCCAAAGGAAAAUUGGGACCUGAGCAAACUUAUAGCUAAGCUGCAACAGUAUUGCUAUCUGUUGGAUGACUUGACACCAGAAUUGUUGGAGGGCAAAAGCUCAAGCUGUGAGGAUUUGCGGGAAUACCUCCGUAAGCGAGGGCGUGAAGCUUACUUCCAAAAAACUGAAAUUGUGGAGAAGCAAGCUCCGGGAUUGAUGAAGGAAGCUGAGCGGUUUCUAAUUCUCAGCAAUAUUGAUAGGCUGUGGAAAGAACACCUGCAGGCACUAAAGUUUGUCCAACAAGCUGUUGGUUUAAGGGGUUAUGCCCAACGAGAUCCCCUUAUUGAGUAUAAACUUGAGGGAUAUAAUCUUUUCUUAGACAUGAUGGCUCAAAUCAGGAGAAAUGUUAUUUAUUCUGUAUAUCAGUUCAAACCAGUGGUGAAGAACCAAGAAGAGGAAGCAUCCCAAAAGAAGGUGUCAAAAAAGAAACUGGACAAAGGAGCUAACAAACUUGGUGCUGCCCAAGCUGCAUCAUGA
Messenger RNA from Miscanthus lutarioriparius, 3024 nucleotides. The record is from the annotation of a GenBank genome assembly. NCBI's taxonomy places the organism in Eukaryota, Viridiplantae, Streptophyta, Magnoliopsida, Poales, Poaceae.